Messenger RNA from Brienomyrus brachyistius, 5769 nucleotides. It is a transcript of the gene lclat1, whose product is annotated as lysocardiolipin acyltransferase 1. Bases 2501 to 3673 code for a protein of 390 amino acids. NCBI's taxonomy places the organism in Eukaryota, Metazoa, Chordata, Actinopteri, Osteoglossiformes, Mormyridae. The transcript has 7 exons. Gene Ontology annotation, molecular function: acyltransferase activity. The record is from RefSeq and is a predicted model, not a curated record. Gene Ontology annotation, cellular component: endomembrane system.
CCAACGGGGUGAAAGUGAAGAGUUGAAAGGUCGCGGGGACGCCGUGGUGACGGGCUGUUACCGCUUAUCCCUGUCCGGCAUGCUGCAGCUAACUUGAAGCAAGACUGGUUUUUAUAUGACUCUCUAAGUUUUUAUUUCUGUCAUGAAUGCUGUUGGAAGUUUCGUUAAUUAUGUAGCUCUCCGUGCCCCAGCAGUCUGCAUUAGCGUUGUGACUUGUGCCGCAGCCCGCCUGUAAGCUUAGCCAGCGCGCUAAGGCUAACCGCGGCCACUCAGCUUUCGGGUCACGUCUGCAAUGGGAAGAGCACAGACAGAAAACGAGGGCCUGUGCUUGUUUUCGGAUGGCUGAUCCAUGCUUUCCUUAGGGUUUUUGGUGGUAUUGUUUCUGAUUCCUAAACUGAACUUCAAGUGGGUGGUUGAGAGGGUUUGAAGGACUGAAGCCAAUAGAUGGCCAGACAGGAAUGCAGAAAAGUCUCGUUUGUGCAGAGUGACCUUGAUUAGAAAAGCAGAUGUGAGGUUUGUGGGCUUAUUAAGAGGUAGGAGUGGUAGCAGCAGGUGGUAUGGUGGACAGAUACAAACCUGUAAGCACAUGGGUGCUGGUGCCACGUUUACAAGGUGUCUCGCCCUAGCAUAGUACUCUUAAUCAUAGUAAUUAACUUCCGUUAUACUCACAUUGUAUAUGGCAUUAGGGCACAAAACGUUAAAUUUGACACCUGUAUCUGGGUGGAAAAAGACAAGAGUUGCUUGGUUUUGUGUGAGGUGGUGAUGUUAUCGUGCCAAUUUGUUCGCAUGACAGCUUUCAUCCACAGGGAAUUAUGGGCCGUUUGCAUUUGCCCUUCCCACGAUGGGAGAGUUCCAUCCCUGGGGAAGAUGUGUGUGUUGGGGGAAGGUGCGAUGGGUCGGUCGGGGUGUGCAUUGGGAGGGCUUCAGAUGAAUGUGCUGAGUUAGUGAGUCCUUCACCUCUCUCACGCCUCAUAUUUUCCAUCGUUAAAAAAAACUCCCAGCCGGGGCAUAAGUGCUGAAUUAACUACUUUACAGCGGUGCACGGAGCUGCUGUGUCAUGCUGACGACGACGCGGGUUGGGAGAUCUGUGGCUGGGGCGAGGCUUUCAAGCAGGAGAUGGAGAUGAGCUCGCCUGGGUCAUUUAGGGUUUAUGGUGGAGGAGGGGUGGAUGAGCACGGUUGGCGCAGCUGUGGCUGUUUGCCUCGCCAACCUCGGGAACGUCCCAAAUUAGAUUUGUUCCAUAAAACAAUUACACAACAUGCUUAUUUCAGAAAAACAGGCGGAUGCCUCUUCUGACUUCAGCCCCUGUGACCUUUUCAUCAUUACCUGUAAUUGUAUAGGUGUUCUUCUUUCCCCAUGUACGGAAAAUAAAUGGAAUCUCACUGUAACUUGCAGAAACAUGAUGCCCACAUGACUUCCAGUGGCUGGUCUGUGAAAUAUGCUGCACAAGUGUCUUGUUAAUGGUUGACGUGUGUAUUUUCACUUCUGCAGUCGCUGGUUUAUUUUUACCUAAUUUGUCAGCUUUAUCCUUCAUUUUUUCCCCCAUCCUCAUUCAGGUCUGACUUGUCGGAAUGACUUCUUGGCUCUGUAUCUGUGUGGAAUUUCUCUGCGUUGUAGGCUUGAGGUGUGGUUGGAUUUCAGUCGGCGCCCUGAGCCAUUUUGACAGGGAGUCUUGCGGAGUUGCUGUGUAAUUGGCCCUGUUAUCUGCUUGUAAGUGCGCCUCUGGCGGGCAGCUUCUAGAGCGCGGCGCUGGCUUGUCGUCUCCAUUUCAGGCUGAAUAAGCGGUGACAGGAAGACACAUUUUGCGUUACUUGCAGCAUGUUCACCACUUUGUGCCGGGCAGCGGUGGUGUGCAGUGUGUACAUUACAAGGUUGGCGGAAAACAUGCAGUCCUGCGGGGUUGAACACUGAGUUUCCUUGGUUAGCUUUUGAUUGAUUCCUGUGGUUUGCAGCAUGGUUUCGGCGCUGAAAUGGAAAACGUGUGUAUGUUUGUGUGUGCGUGCUAGCGAGUGUAUGCCCACGUCUGCCACAGCUCUCAGAUCCCCCAGGUGGGCAGGACGGGUGUGUGUUGGUGUAGGCAAGUUGGAAAACAUUUUUGGGGAGUCCCCCCCCUCAAGGGCUCUCUGGGUAACAGGAAGAAGUGAGUAAGUGGUAGGGAGCUGGAGCAGGGCCCCAGCUGAGGAGUGCGUGAGAGUAGAGUGUAGGCCCCAGCAGAUGGGCAGCCGUGUCCCCAGGAAGGGCCGCAGUGGGGGAGUGGCUAGGCCUGUACAGUGGAGAGUGAGCCACAGCGCAACUGUCACCGUUGACAAACACUGAGGACAGAAUCUGAUUGGAAGGAAUCUGCAGAGCUUAGUCACCCCUCAGAACCCCUCCUCCCCAAGCUGGAGUGCCGCUCAGGUGAUGGACCUCGCGAGCUGUGUUAGCGUUUCAGUGAUGUUCCAGGUGUCAGGUUAUGUAGCUGGUGUCCUGUUUACCUGCGCUGCUCUGUGAACUGGGCUUCAUGUCCAAGUCAGCCAGGAAGACGGCGAUGGCGGUGUCAGCGCGGGGUCUCUACUUCGUGGCGACGCUCUUCCUGACCAGUUUCUUCGGCAGCGUGUUCAUGCUGGGCCCGGUGUUGCCACUCAUGCUACUGUCUCCGGCCUGGUACCGCUGGCUCACGGAUCGCAUCGUCGCCACCUGGCUGACGCUGCCCGUGGCACUGCUGGAGCUGGUGUUUGGCGUGAAGGUGGUGAUCACCGGCGAUGGCUUCAUCCCCGGCGAGCGUAGCGUCAUCGUCAUGAAUCACAGGACACGCCUGGACUGGAUGUUCCUAUGGUGCUGCUUGCUCCGCUACAGCUACCUGCGGCUGGAGAAGAUCUGCCUGAAGGCGGCACUGAAGGCGGUGCCGGGGUUUGGCUGGGCCAUGCAGGUGGCCUGCUUUGUUUUCAUCCAGCGUCGCUGGGAGCAGGAUCGCAGACACUUGGGCAACAUGCUGGACUACUUCUGUGCUAUCCGCGAGCCCCUGCAGCUGCUCAUCUUCCCAGAGGGCACCGACCUUACUGAGAACACCAGAGCACGAAGUGACGACUUCGCCGAGAAGAACGGACUGCCUAGAUACGAAUACGUGCUGCACCCCCGCACCACUGGAUUCACCUUCAUUGUGGACACGCUGCGCAAAGGAGACAAUCUGGAUGCCGUUCACGACAUCACUGUGGCUUACCCUGAGAACAUCCCACAGACGGAGCGUCACCUUGUACUGGGCCAGUUCCCCCAGGAGAUCCACUUCCACGUGCAGCGGUACCCGGCAUCCGAGCUGCCCGACUCUGCAGAGCAGCUGCAGGUCUGGUGCCAGGAGCGCUGGGCAGAGAAGGAGCAGCGGCUGCGCGACUUCUACAUGGGCGCGAGGCGCUUUGACGCCACGCCGGGCGUCAGCCACGUACCGCCCUGCAAGACCGCUGCACGAGUGCUGCUUAUCAAAGCGGCCUCUCUGCUCUACUGGAACGCCUUCGUCGGGCUGUGUUGCGUGGGUCUCUGGCUCUGGCCGCCACUGCGCAUCUACCUUCUGCUUGUGGCACUGUUCUUUAUUGGUCAGCAGAGGGCGCUAGGAGGGCUCGAGCUGCUGGAAAUGGCCUGCCACCGGCACUGGAGCAGCGAGGCAGGGCUGAGACCCGUGGCUGCUGGGAAGGAGGACUGAGUUGACGAGUGGAAGUUCGAAUACCAAGUACUCUUGGUACCCCCCCCUCCCCCGGUUCUGUUAUGGCUCCCCGUAAUUCAAGGCCUUUCAAGCACUGACUGAUUUGUUGCUUUGAUGGGGUAGGAUACCUCAGGGUGGGGGAGGCAGGGAUGGGUCCACAAGAACAGGGAAGCUAGUGCAAAUGUCUCCCUCAUGAUCCUUGUGCACAACUGAUUGUGUUCUGCAUGGACAAUCUCUCUCUCUCUCUCUCUCUCUCUCUCUCUCUCUCUCUCUCUCUCUCUCCUGUCUGUCCAUCUUUCUGUCCCUCUACACACUGGCCCAUGGUAUGGGCUGCCCGUCUGUCCAUGGAAACCAGAAUACACUUGCAUGCACUUCAGUCACUUGAAGUCUGGUAUGUCCGUCACUUUGUCAACACGCUGUGUAUUUAAAUUCUUUUUGGGCAACAGCUGAUUUUAUUGCAUAACCAUCGAGUUUUCACAGGCACAUAUUUAGUGGAGAAAGUGGGGGGGGGGAUCCCUUCACUACGGAGCAGAUUAUGAUGUUAUUAUUUCAGGCUGCUAAGCUUGUUUUUAAUCUUGGAAUUUUGUAUGAUGCAUAGGAAUAUGCAUAUAUUUAUUGGACUAGCUAAGGGGGGGGGGAAUUAGCCAGCCAAGGGUGUUUGGCAAUACAGCAAGUGCCUGCUGCGUAGCAUCUCGCUGAUUUGGCAGUGUCACAUGACCCAGCAGACAACCCAGCAUCCGCUAGAGAUAAAUACCCGCACUGUGAUUGGCAUCAGGUUUCUGUCUUAGCACAGCGGGGCUGCAUACAAAUCUGGGGAAUAUGGGCUAGCAGGCUUUCAGCUCCUGGCCCUAGGGCACAUAUUGGUGGCAGGUUGCACUGUGUGGCUUUCUGUUUACUUGGAAGAUCAGGCGUAAAAAGCUUAGUUAAGGUGCUAUCCAAUUACCGAUCGCUCAUCCAUAGGAUUCAAUGGAAAAUCUGUCAGUCAGAGUCAUUCUUGUGGGAUAAGAGUAUGAGAACACAGCCAGACUGUGAGCCAGGUUGUUUCGUAUUAAUGCUGUCUGUAUAGAAUAUUUUACUUCCUUUUAUUCUCUUUUACGACUCCAGUUUUUUUACGUAGCUUUUUAAAGCCUGUCUCUCUUUGUUCAUUUUGUGCGUAUCAUGAUGUUUUCAUGUUCCUGGGGGGGGGGGGGGGGUUCAAUAAUCAGCUGAUAUCUGAGUGAUACUCAUCACUAACCCUCCAGAGCCACUGUUGGAGAAGCUGUGUAACCUUGGCAACUCCUGCUUUGCCUGUGGACGAAGUACCAGGUGUGCUAAUAUUUGAGGAAGGUAUGACAAGACGCCUCCAAGCCCACCUCUGGGCCCCGUAGCUCCUCUAGGUUCGGAAUCCAGGAACCUCAGUGUCAGCCGGAGUUCAUAGAGAGACGCCCUUCUCGCCUCCUCCUGAGCGACUUACUCACAGGUACCCAAUAGUGUAUGCAGUACACGGGCACUCAUGUCUAUCAAUAGCAUUUUUUUAACUGUACUUUUUAUUUGCUGUUGGAAGAACACCCACUUCCCCCCCUGUCUAAUGAUAUGGUCUUUUUAACCUUGCCGGGGCUGAUUGUUGUGCCAAGGAUGACCGAAGCUCACAGUGGGGGGGGGGCUGGCUGGCCAGUUCAUCAGUCGCCCCACUUUCCAUCCAGAUUAGGAGUGGAAACUAGCCCUGAGCCCUCACCUCCCCAGGAGGGCUUUGGCCGCCUCUUGGUCCACAUUGCCAAAUUAGUUAUUGACAGCUGAAAACAACAGGAUGCUGCCAGGAGGGAAAGGAGAAAACUCUCAUCAGUAAAUCAGCCUCAUUUGCUUUUCGUCACUCUCUGCUGUGUUCUGUCCCCUGUUACUGACGCUUCCAUUCCUGCAAUGCCUGCCCCUCUUAUAGGCCGUCAUGUCCUAUUAGAUGCUGUACAUCUUUUUCUUUUCUUAAGAGGAAAGUUGUCCAGGUGUAACGUCCUGGUUUGCGCACUGUGAUCUGUUGUGUCACUCUGUCGUCCGGUGGAGGUGAUGGUAGUUUUGGGGAGGUCCCAGUGGACCUUAAUAUAAUAAAGACCUAUAUCCAGCUA